AUGAAGAUCCGAACCACACACUCGCCUUUAGUCCUUCUCCUUCUCCCUGCCGUAACAAAUGCGCUCGCCUCCAACGAUAUUGCCGACCUACCUGCUCCAGGAGUCGCGAUUACAGAACAGACCAAUGACUUGCCCCAGGCCGGCGUAAAGCGCCAUGAUAUUCCAACGAAAUAUGCCCCCGUUGAUGGCAGAGACGGAAAGCCUCACCACGGACCUUUUAUCGAAAUAGAUGAUCACAAGAAGACCCCUGAAGUGACCCUUGAGGCUGGUUCCGACACUGCAGCAGGAUCUGGCUCGGGGGCCGCAGCCGCAGCCGCAGCCGCAGCCGGAGCUGGAGCUGGAGCUGGAGCUGGAACGGGUGCAUCAGCAGGUGCAGUAGCUGGCACAGAGCCCAAAACUGGAACCGAGGCUGCUCCCAAAAUCGACAGCAACCCAGAUUCCCUCCCUGGACUCAAAGGCCGACCCGAAGACCCGACUGUCGUAGAUGGCGAAAAGAUACCCGAAACCAAUGAUGGUGUCAUGUUCGACACUAACCGAGUCCAUGCCCAGGAAGGCACCACUGGAACUGAAGGCGGUGUGACUGAGAGAUCCAGAGCCCGAAAACUUGAAGAGGAUCUCGCUGGCGAGGAGACCUUCAGGAAACCCUCAUCACCCAAGGAGGCGCCUCCUCUGCCACACAGUGAAGAGGAAAAGAUUCGAGCUUCUGGAGGGGACAAGGCCAAGGAGCUUGGCGACGACACUGGCAGCGCGAAGGUAGAAGACGUUGUGCCCAAAGCUGCAAAGCCUGUUCUCAGCAAUGAUGAUAAGCAUGAUUACACUGCGGGACUCGAGAAACCUGCCGAUCUUCCCGACCGACCCGUUGGACAGAACAAACCCGUUCAAGACUCAACAAAGACUGAGCCCAUCGAUCUGAGCCGAGGGAAGACACACGAUGGACACCAUGAUGACGAGAGUAUUAUCCAGCCAUUCCACUCUUUUGUGCUAUCCUUCACCAUGAUUCUGGUCUCUGAAGUUGGUGACAAGACGUUCUUGGUUGCAGCUCUCAUGGCUAUGAAGCACGACCGUAUGGUUGUGUUCACUGCCGCUUUUGGUGCUCUUCUUGUCAUGACUGUUCUUUCGGCUGUUCUGGGCCAUGCAGUUCCUACUCUCAUCCCCAAGCGUGUCACCAGUUUUCUCGCUGCUGGUCUCUUCUUCGUCUUCGGUGCGAAGCUGCUGCGAGAGGGUAUGCAGAUGGACCCUAACGAGGGUGUCUCUGCUGAGAUGCACGAGGUCGAACAAGAGCUUGCCGAAAAGGAAAAAGAGAUGGGCCGAAAGCGAGGCGACUCUGUGUCUGCUUACACUCUUGAGAUGGGUAUGAGUGGGAACGGCCGCAGGUCUCGACCCAGCAACCGUCUAAUGUCUCCUCCUCGAUCGCCUUCUCAGUCACCUGUACGAGAUAUUCGCUCGAGCUCGGGUGCUGUUGCCAGCAUUGUCCAGGGUGCUACCAACCUCUGCUCUCUUCUGCUUAGCCCUGCCUGGGUUCAGACAUUCAUCAUGACCUUCCUCGGCGAGUGGGGUGAUCGAAGCCAAAUUGCCACUAUUGCUAUGGCAGCCGGUCAGGAUUACUGGUGGGUGACCUUGGGUGCUACGUGCGGCCAUGCCAUCUGCACUGGUGUUGCUGUUAUCGGUGGUCGAGCUAUUGCCGGUCGAGUCAGCCUGAAAGUUGUCACUGUGGGCGGUGCCACUGCUUUCCUUAUCUUUGGCGUCAUCUACCUCCUUGAGUCUCUCUACAGCUAG
This is a messenger RNA of Fusarium fujikuroi IMI 58289, 1776 nucleotides long. RefSeq names its product FT27-like protein. Gene Ontology annotation, biological process: Golgi calcium ion homeostasis; calcium ion transmembrane transport; Golgi calcium ion transport. The transcript has 3 exons. The coding region runs from base 1 to 1776 and encodes 591 amino acids. Gene Ontology annotation, molecular function: manganese ion transmembrane transporter activity; calcium ion transmembrane transporter activity. The record is from RefSeq and is a predicted model, not a curated record. Lineage: Eukaryota; Fungi; Ascomycota; Sordariomycetes; Hypocreales; Nectriaceae. Gene Ontology annotation, cellular component: Golgi apparatus; fungal-type vacuole membrane.